Messenger RNA from Diabrotica balteata, 1470 nucleotides. Lineage: Eukaryota; Metazoa; Arthropoda; Insecta; Coleoptera; Chrysomelidae. The record is from the annotation of a GenBank genome assembly.
CAGGUGUCACUUUAAGUGUCAAAUAUAUAUAACAUAACCUUAACAUUUGUUGUGAUUUUAUUUCAGGAUAUUCUUAUUUAUCACACAAAAAUGGGAAAACUAAACGUCUCUAUUAUGAGGUAUCUCACUCCUGAAGAUUUUAGAGUUUUGACAGCGAUCGAAAUGGGUAUGAAAAAUCAUGAAUUAGUUCCAGCUGCCAUGGCAGCUUCAAUUGCAAAUUUGCAGCAUGGAGGAGUGAAUAAAAUUCUUAGAGAAUUAUGUAAACAUCGCCUCUUAAGUUAUGAAAGAGGAAAAAGAUAUGAUGGUUAUAGACUUACUAAUACAGGUUAUGAUUAUUUAGCACUUCAUUCACUCACAAAGAGAAAUGUUGUUGCCUCGUUUGGAAAUCAAAUUGGUGUUGGUAAAGAAAGUAAUAUAUACACAGUUGCUAAUACCGAAGGAGAACAGUUAUGUCUUAAGUUACACAGAUUAGGCAGAAUAUGUUUCCGAAAAGUAACUGAAAAACGAGAUUAUCACAAACAUAGAAAAUCUGCAUCCUGGUUAUAUUUGUCAAGAAUUUCAGCUACCAAAGAAUAUGCAUAUUUAAAAGCCUUAUAUGAACGAAAAUUUCCUGUGCCAAAACCUAUUGAUUUUAACAGACAUUGUGUUAUUAUGGAACUUAUUAAUGGGACAUUAUUAAAUCAUGUGCAAGAAGUUCAAAAUAUUGAUUCACUAUAUGAUGAACUUAUGAACCUUAUUAUUAGAUUUGCAGAUUCUGGUGUAAUACAUGGAGAUUUUAAUGAAUUUAAUAUAAUUUUAAAUCCAGAAGAGAAACCUAUUAUAAUAGAUUUUCCACAAAUGAUUUCAACUGAACAUCCAAAUGCUGAAUAUUUCUUUAAUAGAGAUGUUAACUGUGUUAAAGAUUUUUUUAAAAAACGCUUUGGUUAUGAAAGUGAGCUAUAUCCACAAUUUUCAGAUAUUGACAGGGAAGACAAUUUGGAUGCAGAAGUAGCAUGUUCUGGAUUUACUAAAGAAAUGGCAAAACAUAUUAAUAAACAAUUUGGGUAUGAAGACUCUAAUGAUAGUAGUGAGGAAGAGGUUGAAGUGAAGACAGAAAAUAAAAAUGUACCAGAUAGAGAGGAUUUCUUUGAUGCAUCUGAAAAAUUAGAAGGGAAAGACGAUGUCCAAGAUUUGGUCUCAAUUUCCAACAGUUCAACAAUAAAUUUCAUAUUUGAUCAACUAAAACUAAAGAGUAAAUUUGAUGAUACAGCUCAAAAAAUAGAUGACUUAAACGAAUUGUUAAUUCGUGAUAAGGACGCCAACGGCUAUCGAUUGCUGACAGAUGAUGAAAUCGUUGAAAUGGCGACAGGGGCGAACGAAACUGUUUCAGAAGCUGACAGAGACUCUGAUGGUGGCGAUGUUGAUGAUGCUAUUACAACUCACGUAGAUUUGCGUAAAGAAGCUAGAGGAGCUGCAUCUCUCAUACAAUAA